Drosophila willistoni is the source of this 1763-nucleotide messenger RNA. RefSeq names its product photoreceptor-specific nuclear receptor (gene Hr51). The transcript is spliced from 9 exons. Bases 48 to 1718 code for a protein of 556 amino acids. Gene Ontology annotation, molecular function: zinc ion binding; nuclear receptor activity; RNA polymerase II cis-regulatory region sequence-specific DNA binding. The record is from RefSeq and is a predicted model, not a curated record. Gene Ontology annotation, biological process: anatomical structure development; positive regulation of transcription by RNA polymerase II; cell differentiation. NCBI's taxonomy places the organism in Eukaryota, Metazoa, Arthropoda, Insecta, Diptera, Drosophilidae.
CCAGUCCGCCGGUGCGACAUUGUUAUAGUCCACCGCCUGGACCCCCAAUGCCAACACAUGGACAGGCUCCACCACCUGCCACCAUAGCAGCGGGCACUGCUGCUGCUGCACCACCGCCGCCCCCAUCUGCUCCAGGCAGACUCCUGAGUUGGAAUCACAGUGCUGCGGCUGCAGCUGCUGCCGCCGCUGCUGCUGCUGUGGCAGUGGCCUCCAAUCAUCAGCAGCAACAGCAGCAAUCCGCAUCCAAUGAACAGUCCUCGAUGCCUCGCCUCAAGGGCCAGAAUCUCGGACUCAUCUGUGUGGUGUGCGGCGACACUAGCUCCGGCAAACACUAUGGCAUUUUGGCUUGCAAUGGUUGUUCCGGCUUCUUUAAGCGCAGUGUCCGACGCAAACUCAUUUAUCGCUGCCAGGCGGGCACUGGACGAUGCAUUGUGGAUAAGGCCCAUAGGAAUCAAUGCCAGGCCUGCAGGCUCAAGAAGUGCCUUCAAAUGGGAAUGAACAAAGAUGCGGUGCAAAAUGAGCGACAGCCACGAAACACAGCCACUAUAAGGCCGGAGACACUGCGGGAGAUGGAACACGGUCGAGCCCUGAGAGAAGCAGCGGUGGCUGUUGGUGUUUUUGGACCUCCCGUGCUAUUAUCACCGCCCUGUUAUGGUUCUGGUCUGUUGCCUCCACCCUCUUUGGGCAGUCUGCCCACAGGACGUCUUUUGCACCACCAACAUCUUGGCUCUUCCAUGCAUAUGAAUCAUGCCAGCAGUUUUCCCAUGUUUAAUGCUGCAGCCACAGCCAAGGAGCAGAGUGUUUAUGGCAUGUCAGCCAUUUCGAUGGAACAAGUUUCACAUUCAACCAAUUCGAGAAGUAGUAAUCAUUCCAUAGAUCCCAGUUCUCCAGUUCCGGCCGAGACUACACCCAAUGAGAAGACAAAUAAUCCAAGUGGCAGCAUUUCAUCCAUAAGCUCAUCCAGUCCCACCAUGGAGAAUGAUAAUGAUGAUGACUCCAUAGAUGUGACCAAUGAUGAGGAACCACAUACGGGCGGCAGUAGAUCUACGGAUUCCGCUUUCAUAAUGCCUCAAUUUAUGUCACCCAAUCUCUAUGCCCAUCAACAUGAGACUGUUUACGAGACAAGUGCCAGAUUACUCUUUAUGGCCGUGAAAUGGGCCAAAAACUUACCAAGUUUUGCUCGUCUCUCCUUUCGUGAUCAGGUAAUUUUACUCGAAGAGUCCUGGUCCGAGUUAUUCCUUUUGAAUGCCAUACAAUGGUGUAUACCCUUGGAUCCCACAGGCUGUGCUCUCUUCUCGGUUGCCGAACAUUGCAAUAAUUUGGAGAAUAAUAAUAAUGCCAAUGGUGAGACAUGUGUCUCCAAGGAAGAGUUGGCAGCCGAUGUGCGAACCCUUCAUGAGAUCUUCUGCAAAUAUAAGGCUGUGCUGGUCGAUCCAGCUGAAUUUGCCUGCCUUAAGGCCAUUGUUCUUUUUAGACCCGAAACACGUGGCCUCAAGGAUCCAGCGCAAAUUGAGAAUCUUCAAGAUCAAGCUCAUGUCAUGUUAUCGCAGCACACAAAAACCCAAUUUGCGGCACAAAUCGCUCGUUUUGGCCGUCUUCUGUUGAUGUUGCCAUUGUUGCGUAUGAUCAAUUCGCAUAAAAUUGAAUCGAUCUAUUUCCAGCGCACAAUAGGAAAUACUCCCAUGGAGAAGGUGCUCUGCGAUAUGUACAAGAACUAGACAAAUCGAUUCUAUAUGUGUGGCUUAAGUUGUAAUGUAAUUGAA